UCUGCGCUGGGGCCAAGCGCAGCCCCAGCCCAGAGCCCAGCCCCCUGCCCCAGCCCUCUUGGCCAGUUCCCAAAGCCCACCUCUGCACCAGAGCCCAGCCCAGAUCUGAGACCCAGCCUCGCUCUAGAGCCCAGGCCAGCUCUGGGACCGAGUUUACCUCUAGAACCCCUACCAAUUUCAAGACCAAUCCCAGCUCCGAGGCCGAGCCCUACUCUAGCCUCCAGGCCAGCUCUGAGGCUGAGUUCAUCUCUGCAACCCAAUCCACUUUUGAGACCCAACCCAGCUCAAAGACUCAGCCCUGCUCCAGAGCCCAGGCCAGCCCUGAGACCAAGUUCACCUUUAGAACCCCUACCAGUUCUGAGACCAAGCCCAACUCUGAGGUCAAGUCUUGCUCUAGAACCAAGCUCAGUUCUGAGACUAAGUCUAGCUCUGAGACCAAGCCCUGUUCUAGACCCCAGGCCAACCCUGAGACAAAGUUCAUCGCUAGAAUGCAAUUUAGUUCUGAGACCCAACCCAGCUCCAAAACCCAGCCCUUUCCUAGAACCCAAGACAGCUCUGAAGCUAAACCAAGCUCCAAAAUCAAGUUAAGGUCAGAAUCCCAGAUAAGUUUUAAGACACAGCCUAGCUCUGAGAUCAAUCCCAGUUCUGGAAGCCAGCCCAGAUCUAUGACCAAGCCCUUCCAUAAAACUCAGUCUGAUGCUGGAACUCAAGACAACCCCAUGACUCAGCCGUAUCUAGACACCCGGUCUAGCUCAGGAACUCCCAUUAAUUCUGGAGCCCAGUUCAGACUCCAGAAACAGUCCAGCAACAGUAGCCACACCAGUUCAGGAUUGGAAGAUGGCUCCCAAACCCAACCCUGCUCACGAGCCCAGAUGCAUGCUGCAGCUCAGUCCAGACCCAGAUCCCAGCCCUGCUCUAAAACCCAACUGCACUCAAGUACCCACCCCCAUCCUGGGGCCUGGUCCGCUUCCAGUGAUGAGUCCAGCUCAGAGACUGAGUCCAGUUCUAGACCCCACCCUAGUGCUAUAACCAGGCCCAUCUCCAGAAUUCAGACAAGCUCUGGAACCCCAUCCAUUUCUGAGGCAAGGCCUGCCUCCAGAGCUCAGCCUGAUGCCGAGCCCCGCUCUCACUGCGGAACGCAGACCAGCUCUAGAAUGCCAUCUAACUCUGGGACCCAGCACAAUUUUAAGACCUGGGCAAUUUCCAGAGCUCAGUCCAGCUCAGGCGCUCCACCCAGCUGCAGAACUCAACUCAAUUCUGAAGCACAGACUGGGUCUGAAAUCCCUUCCAGCUCCCAAACACAGUCAGUUGCUGAGACCCCACUGAGUUCCAGAAUCCAGCUAAACUCUGGAAUCCAGUCUAGCCUUGGGACCCAGACCAAUGCAGCAACAGAUGUAAUCUCCACAAAUCUGUCUAGCUCUGAAAGCAGGCCCAGCUCCAGGACCCAGACUUGUUCAGGAGCUCAAUCAACUUCUGGGACUCAGCUCAUCUCGGAAACCCUACCAAGUUCUAGAUACCAGCUCCAGGCCACAGCCCAAGGCAGCUCUGGUAUUGAGCCGGACUUUGGGAAGCAGACCAGCUCUGGAACUCAUCCAAGCUCUGGAGCCCAGUUAAGUUCAAGAAUUCACUCCAUCUCUGGAACCCAGCCCAGCUCCACGAUUCACUCCAGCCCUGAGACACAGGCCAACUUGGAAACCCAGAGUGAUUCCAGAACCCAGCCUGUUUCUGAAACCCAGCCUGGCUCUAGAACCCUGAUCAGUUCUGGAACGCAACUCAGACCUGAGACCCAGCCCACCUCAGAGACUGAGCCCAGUGCAAGAAUUCAGCCCACCUCCAGGAUUCAGCUCAGCCCUGUGACCCAGCCCAAGCCUGGAACCCAGAGCAGUUCAAGAACUCAGCCCAGCUCUGAAACUUACCUUAGUUCCAGAACCCAACCUGUUUCUGGAACCCAGUCCAGCUCCAGAACCCAGACCAGCUCAAAGAUCCAGCUCAGCUCUAGAAAUGGACUCCACCUACAGAUCCCUCGCCUUGACCCUAGAACCGAGGCUGAUCUCACUCCCCCAGCCCAACAUCAGCCCCUAGGCCCACCACGCAGAGCCCCGACUCUGGCCCCUAGCACAGUGUCUCAGCCACGGCCCCAGCCCCAUGAUCUGGUACAUGGAACGCAGGCCAACAUUGUCCUGGGCCGAAGCUCACCAACUUCCCACCUGGCCCCACAGCCACAGACCCCGUCAGCCCCUCAGAAACCAGUCCUCUUCCCCAAGCCCCAGCUAGGACCCCAGAAGUCCACUCCACCCACCACAUCUGUCAUCUCUAGUUCUGCCCCCAGGGUGGCCCUCCUGCAUUCCCAGACCCCUGAAUCCCUAGCCCAGAGGCCUGUUCCCUCCCACACGCUCAAGGAGUCAGGGCCUGCUCCUUGGGGGUCAGAGCCCCUCCCCUACCAAGGGGAGCUGUAGCUUGAGGGUGACACGGUUUUGGCUUCCAUGAUCCCCCCAUCCUGUCUCUGGCCCCUCCCAGCCUGGGUCCCCUGGAAGCAGCAGGUGACCUCACUCCCCCAGCAGGUAGGGGUGGGGAGAGUAGGGAGAGUGGAAACAGGGGCUCUAUUUUCACUUGGGCCUGGCUCUGGGAGGUGUAAGCAGAUCCUAGGUCUGUGGAGUGGAAAGCUGGGUGUGUGGGGGGGGCAUGGGGGCAGGAGGUGGAGAAAUGGGGGGCAGGAGGUAAUCUUGUCCUCAUGUACCUUGAGGGCUCAUGGGGAAUAAAGGCACCUUUCCCUGCA
Messenger RNA from Callorhinus ursinus (northern fur seal), 2776 nucleotides. Lineage: Eukaryota; Metazoa; Chordata; Mammalia; Carnivora; Otariidae. The record is from RefSeq and is a predicted model, not a curated record.